ACUCGGCGGGCGAAGGAGACGCGUUAAAGAUGGAAGACUUCCAGGCCUCCGAGGAGACUGCAUUUGUUGUUGAUGAAGUGAGCAGCAUUGUAAAGGAGGCUAUAGAAAGCGCCAUCGGUGGUAAUGCCUACCAGCACAGCAAAGUCAACCAGUGGACCACUAAUGUCCUAGAACAGACUUUGAGCCAACUCACCAAACUGGGGAGACCAUUUAAAUACAUUGUGACCUGUGUGAUCAUGCAGAAGAACGGUGCUGGGUUACACUCCGCAAGUUCCUGCUUCUGGGACAGCUCCACAGACGCCCGGAGCAUCACCCGAGAAUGAGUUUGAGAAGGGAGAAGGUUGCUUUUAGCCUUCUGCAUGCUGACAUCGAGUAUACCUGAGCUGCUGGUCUCAGGACAGUGCACAGCCAGCUUUGCAGGUCAUGCUUGAAGCCGCGGGCCUGUUUCUUACUGUGAUGGCGAAACCUGCUGACAUUGGCAGAGCUGGAGAGAGGCCACAGACCUCAGGGGCGGGCUAGGCACUUGUGACAUGUGGCCUCACGCAGAGAUCUAGAAAAGUGGCCGAUGUCUGGGGAAAUGGGCUACAUCAGUUUAGCUCUGUUUAAUUUUUUAAUUACAUUUGUGUGUGAGAGCGAGUAAGCAUGCGUCCCAUGGCACACCUGUGGAGUUCAGAGGUCAAAGGCAGUUUGUGGGACUUGGCUCUUUCUCCACCACUGGGUCCCAGGAAUGAACUUAGGUAGGUAGUCAGGGUUGGUGGCAAACCCCUCUACCUGCUGUACCAGCUCACUGGCCCACCAGUUUACUUUCGUUGCACUCACUGCCAGCCUCAGGUGGCACAAACCGGGAAGCAAAAAGAACAGGAGGAAAGCUUACCCUAGCAAUCUGGCAAACAUGUCUGCCCUCUCAGUAGAGGGCGAGAUGAACGAACGCCUUGGUCCUCCAGGAUGGGAAUAGGCCACUUCACCUGUAGGACAGGAACCUAGCCAUGCUGCAAUCCUACAUUCCUAGUCCCUGCUUCCUGGACGUGACGGUUGUGCAAGCCAUGAGCUCCGACCUAUGUCUGCUUGGCCCAGCGCAGUUCGCCUGCUGCUUUCGGACCUAGGCUUUGGCAUUUUAGUAGCAGCAGCAGCUACAUAUUUAGAAUUUUACAGCUUACAGAAUGGUUUCAGGAUUGCUGUGUCCUUAACAAUGCUUAGCUUGGGUAUCACAAAGGGCCCACAGUUUAUCCAGUUAAUUUCAAGUCAUAAAUCCUAGUGAGAAGGGACCCCAACAGACUAGGUUGUCUGUUGACCGCUCUGGGGUGCUCCUUGUGGGCCACCUAAGACACUAUGAUUGGCAUUGCCACUUGGUGUGUGUAUGUCUGAAGGAGUGCACACUCAUGCAUGGUCUUGUGUGUGCCCAGUUCCAGCAUAUUUCCUGAGAUGGGGUCUCUCACUGAACCUGGAGCACACUGUUUGAGCUAAAUUUGCUGGCCACCAAAACAGUGGGACACACCUGUCUCUGCUCCGUUUUCCCAGCCCUGGGGUUACAGGCACACACCACUGUGCCCGCUUUUACAUGGAUGCUGCAGCUCUAAACUUGGGCCCUCAUUCUCACAAAGCAAGCAUUUAACCCACUGACCUGUCUCCCCGAUAUCCCUGGCUGAAGAGCCUUGCUGUGGUCUUCUUUCUAAAGCAUUCAUAUAAAAAGCUAGUAAUACAUAAAGAAUUAAAAAUUAGAAAUAUAUUAACAUCGGUGAACAAGAGACAGUGUCAGAAUGAAGCUGAUAAGGUUUGUUAUGGAUGAGAAAUGUCCCCCAUCGGUGUGUGAUGGUUUGAAUAUGCCUGGCCCAGGGAGUGGCACUGUUAGAAGGUGUGUCACUGUGGGUGUGGGCUUUAAGACCCUCAUUCUAGCUGCCUAGAAGCCAGUAUUCUGCUAGCAGCCUUCAGAUGAAGAUGUAGAACUCUCAGCUCUGCUUGCACCAUGCCUGCUUGGAUGCUGCCAUGCUCCUGCCUUGAUGAUAAUGGACUGAACCUCUGAACCUGUAAGCCAGCCCCAAUUAAAUGUUGUCCUUAUAAGA
This is a messenger RNA of Mus musculus (house mouse), 2060 nucleotides long. RefSeq names its product dynein light chain Tctex-type 1C (gene Dynlt1c). The record is from RefSeq and is marked validated. The transcript has 5 exons. Bases 30 to 323 code for a protein of 97 amino acids. Lineage: Eukaryota; Metazoa; Chordata; Mammalia; Rodentia; Muridae.